UAAGCGCGCACCUCUGAGAUGGGGAGGAGGAGUCUGCUGUAAGGAAAGAGAGAAGUGCUGGCAGAGGGGACACUGAAAAAUAAUAACAACAACCAAAAAUAGCAAUAAAGAGAAAAAAGGGAGAAGGAAAAAGAAGACAGAGAGGACUGGAGUAAGACAAAGAAGGCUUGCAGUUGUGACUGUUACUGGGAGUCGGGCCAGUACAGUGAGUGGAGAACAAGGGUCUGGAAGAGAAACAUCAGCAGCCAGUCAUGGAUAAAGGCAAGAAGAGAAAAAUUCAUGAAGAAAACAGAAUGUUUAAUGAUACAUGGACGGAAUCAUUUGCAUUCUCUCCUGACGAGAUUGGUUUACCAGUCUGCUUAAUAUGUGGUAAGAAAUUAGCAAACAACAAAAAGUCGAAUGUUGCAAGACAUUUCCAGAAUAAACACACAGCUUUUGCUGAAAAAUAUCCAGACGGAGAUGAGAGACGAAAAGCCGUUGCCGAACUUAUGAGGAAGGUUGAUAGGAGCAAAACUAAUCUCAAGAUGUGGAUGAAGUUUGCAAAUUCAACAACAUAUGCUAGUUUUGUGGCUGCUCAGGAAAUAGUCAAGCAUGGGAAGCCAUUCACAGAUGGCGAGUAUAUAAAAGAAGCAUUCGUUAAGGUUUCAGAGCAUCUAUACCAGGACUUCAAAAACAAGAAUGAAAUUGUGCAGAAAAUUAAAGACAUGCCUCUUUCAGCAAAGACUGUCAAAGAUAGAACACUAAAAAUGGCAGAAGACAUUAACAAACAGCAAAUUCAAGACAUCAAUUCAGCUGUGGCCUACUCCAUCGCCUGUGAUGAGUCCAAAGAGAAAGGUGAUCUUGAACAAAUAGUGUUGUUCUGCCGAUAUGUAAACUAUUUGGGGCCACAAGAAGAACUGAUUGAGCUGAUACCACUAAAAGACCAAACAAGGAGUGAGGAUAUCUGUAAGGCUGUCUUGGACUAUUUAAGUGCUAAAAAAAUAAGCACCAACCAUCUGGUCUCAGUAGCUACUGAUGGGGCACCUAACAUGAGAGGAGCACAGAAGGGCUUUGUCGCUUUACUGCAGAAGGCUCUGGGUAGAACGCUGCUGUCAUUUCAUUGCAUCCUGCACCAAGAGGCAUUGUGUGCUCAAACAUUUCCCCCGGAAUGCACAAAAGUGAUGGACGUGGUUAUUCAGAUUGUUAAGAAGAUCAUUAUCUUAAAGGGUUUAAAAAACCGCCAGUUCCAUUUGCUUUUGGAUGAGGUGGACAGCACCUAUUCUGACCUCCUGCUCCACAACAAGGUCCAGUGGCUGUGCAGAGGCGAGGUGCUAAAACGCUUUGUCGCAUGUUUAGAAGAAGUAAAAACUUUCCUGGCCAGCAAAGAGCUCACCUUUCCUGAGCUGGAACAACCAGAAUGGCUGGAAAAAUUACAUUUUAUGGUAGACAUGACAGCACAUCUAAACACACUAAAUACAGCCCUUCAGCGAAAAGGAAACACAGCCCUGAAUAUGCUGGAGGAAGUUUUGGCAUUUGAGAGCAAGUUGACAGUGUUUGUCAAAGAUUUACAGAGAGGUACCCUGUUUCACUUUCCCUCUUUGAGAGAGUUCAAACAAAGUCACGGUACGAUAAAUUUGGAUGAUUUGAAGUCUGCAAUCACCACAAUGCAAAAUUCAUUUGCGACACGAUUCUGUGAGUUCAGAAAGGAAAAAACCACAUUAUCCUUCCCUGUUACUCCCCUGGCGAUCGAUCCAUCCUUAUUGAAUAUGACUGCAUUUGUAGGUGUAAGUCAACCUGAUCUUGAAAUGGAACUGGCCGAUAUAGUCAAUAAAGAUAUAUGGGUGUCCACGUUCAAAUGCUUGACCGCUACUCUUGAAGACGUUGCCCGUCAGAAGGCCAUUCUGGCUCAAAAUCAUAAAUGGAGUGAUAUUGAAAACCUUCCCAAACAGGACAAACUUAUAUUCGAAACCUGGAAUGCCAUCCCCAAUACUUAUCUAAACAUGAAAAAGUAUGCAUUUGGAGUCCUGUCGAUCUUUGGCUCGACAUAUCUAUGUGAGCAGGUCUUUUCCAACAUUAACUCUAUUAAAAACAAACACCGAUUACGCCUCACAGACGAUAGCUUACAAGCCUGUGUGAAAAUGAAGGUAACGUCUUACAGCCCUGAUGUGCAGAUACUGUGUACUGAGGUUCAGGAGCAAAAAUCUCAUUAAACAGUUGUUUUUCAGGGACUGAAGAGAUAGCACAGCAGUGGGGCGUUUGCCUUGCACACAGCCAAUCCAGGACGAACAGUGAUUCGAAUCCCAGCAUCCCAGAUGGUCUCCAGU
Suncus etruscus (white-toothed pygmy shrew) is the source of this 2303-nucleotide messenger RNA. Its product is annotated as general transcription factor II-I repeat domain-containing protein 2-like. Bases 252 to 2189 code for a protein of 645 amino acids. The transcript has 3 exons. NCBI's taxonomy places the organism in Eukaryota, Metazoa, Chordata, Mammalia, Eulipotyphla, Soricidae. The record is from RefSeq and is a predicted model, not a curated record. Gene Ontology annotation, molecular function: protein dimerization activity.